GGGGCUCCCCAAGUGGCACCACUGCGCCGUGAAUAUAUACCGCUGCCGGCCCGACCCCCUCCAGUUCCUUCUUUCCGUCCAUGGCGGCGUUGAAACAACCUCUCUCUCUCUCAGAAGAGCAGUCCCUUAGCCUUUUCAGAGUAGCUGUUAUCAGUUAGUUAACAUACUUUUAUGGUGGACACUUAAGUGAUUAGGUGCUUGGAGGCUUUCAGCACUUGCCGCAGGCCCACGGCUUCAAGGCUUGCACCACGUCCCACAAACCUGUGCCAGUUAGUGAUCCCCACAACUCGUGUCUGUUGCCUGGGGGACAAACAUCAAACUGAGCGGUGUAGGAUUUGCAAGGCGUUUAAGCCAAGAACAAGGAAAGAAAGAGACUUUUGUUUAAAGCAGCUGUUGAUGGAGGCUGCAUUGCAGCCACCGGCCCGGAGCGCCCGACGCUAGCUCAGGCUUCCUUGGUGAGUGGUGCCCCGGAGCUGUUGAGAGACCUGGCACUGGCUAAGCACUGUAAACUGUCGGCCCCAGAGUGCCAGACUAGGCCCCGGCACCGCUCGUCCUCUCCGGUGUGGCCAUUGGCACAGCCGAAAGGAAGGCGCAGUUGUUCCCCGCACAGGAGGCCGGCGCCUCCCAAGGCCCUGAGCGCUGAUGAGAGUGGGAAGGCCGCGAUACGGCACCGACACCGGCGGUCCCGGCAGCACAAGCCCCACCGAGCCCAGACCUAAGUGAGCUCAGUGUAGACGAGGGGCUCGAGGGCAUAAUGGAUCAGCCCUCCACACCUGGAACCUUUGAGGCCACAAAGGACCUCAUCAAGCUGUCGGUGGCGAGCCCACUCCCACAUAGGGAGAACCCUCCAGCACCCAUGCGACGGGUGCCGUUGAGGAGUAAGCCGGCAAUAGUGUGCUGCUCGAGGACACCGCCCCAGCACCGCUCCCGGAGUUGGUCCCAGUCGAGCACCGACUUUGUGGACUCACAGCUACCAGCAGCCCAGAAGGAGGUUGUGGCACUGGGAGUGGGUUGUUGCGAGGAAGCACCGGAAAGGGCACACCAGUCUCCGGCACCACCCAGAGACCGGCACCAGGAGGAGUUGAAACGGCCCUCACCAGAGGACUCCCACAGACUAUCCCGGUUCAGGGAACGCCGGUACCGCUCCCGCUCAGCCAGGAGCCGCUCGUUCUCCCGCCAGCACAGAUCGUUGGCACCGCCAUAACCAUCGCGAUCGGCAUCACAGCAAUCUGGUGCCGACUCAGGCCACUAUAGCUACCCGCACCGGGCCCUGGACAGCAGGGACCUUCGGGUGGGCUGGCAACCCCAAUGGGGGCUGCCAAGCCAUUGGCUCUUCUGGACCUCCUGGGCCUAUCAGGAACGCCAAGGGGCCCCAUCCAGGGCAAGUUACUCGGUGCAGCGAUCCCGGUCCCUGCACCGAUGCCAGACGGUGUCGGAGGCUACAGUAUCCAAGCCUCCAGCAUCUCCCCAGGAUAAACCAGAGAGACCGGCACUGAGUCCAGUGCUGUCCCAUGGACUCCCGCCCCGGCCGGAGCCAGAGGCCCCUCCCGUGGGAGAAGGGGAACAGGAGGACCAGCCAGAGGGAUCGAGCAGCAGCUAACCUCCUCGUCAUCCCUGCAUGAGGUGGUGGCGGGUACAGCGGUGUCCAGCCCUCCACCGAUAGACCAUAGAGCCCACCAGGAGUUGCUGCGCAGGGUCGCCCAGAACUUGGGGUUGCAGGCCAAGGAGAUGGUUGAGCAGGAGGACCCCAUGGUGGACAUUUUGAGCCCUGAAGGUCCAUCAAGAAUAGUGCUCCCGCUCAUUAAGACCAUUCAGUCCAAUAUAAGACCAUAUGGCAGACCCCGGCCUCCAGCGCUCCAACAGCCAAAGGAGUGGAGCGUAAAUACUUUGCCCCAUCUAAGGGCUAUGAGUUCCUGUUCUGCCACCUGAGUCCAUGCUCCCUACUGGUCUCAGUGGUAAAGGAAAGGGAGCAUCAUGGACAGCAGGCCCCACCCUCUAAGGCCAAGGAGGCGAAACGCCUGAACCUUUUUGGCAGAAAGGUGUACUCAUCUGGGGGCCUUCAGUUGAGGAUUGCGAACCAACAGGCCAUCCUCAACAGGCACAAUUUCAACUCCUGGGCGGCGGUGGGGAAGAUUAAGGACAACCUUCCGCAAAGUUCCCAACAGGAGUUCACAGCCUUGGUGGACGAGGGCAAGGCAGUAGCCAAGACCUCUCUCCAGGCCUCCCUGGAUUCAGCAGACGCGGCGGCUAGAACAAUCGUGUUGGGGGUGGUCAUGAGGCACUCGGGGUGGCUGCAGAAGUCAGGCCAGCUGCCUGAGGUCCAGACUACACUCCAGGACCUCCCCUUCAAAAGGUCCGGGCUCUUCUCGGACCAGAUAGACACGAGGCUGCACAGCCUUAAGGACUCGCAAGCUACACUUAAGUUGCUGGGUAUGCACACCCCAGCGACCCAGAGGAAGCCCUUUAAGCUGCAGCCUCCCCCUCAACGACAGUACCAGCCUCGCCAUAGGCAUGAGUCUUACCGUAGGUGAGGCAGGGAUAACAGGCAACGGCGCAACAACAACAGUAACAAUAAUGCACCGGGUCAGAACCAAGGCCAGCACAAACCCCAGCCGGGCACUAAGCCAGGCUUUUGAAGGUGUGCUCAAGGACAGCGUACCAGACCAGUCACUGGAUCCGUCCCUUUGUUUCCUGAACUGCCUGCCCUGUUUCUCCUGUGCGUGGUCCAACAUUACGUCAGACCAUUGGGUCUUAUGCACUGUGCAGAAUGGGUAUUUGCUGCAAUUCUCUUCCCUCCCUCCCUCCCUCCCCACUUCCCCAUCCCUCUUCAGGAACCCCUCUCACGAGCAUCUCCUAGAGAAGGAAGUCCGCUUGCUGCUAGAGGCAGGGGCAGUUGAGGCGGUGCUGCGCAGCCUAAGGGGGAAAGGGUUCUACUCCCGGUACUUCCUCAUCCCCAAGGCCAAAGGGGGCCUUCGCCCGAUCCUAGACCUGCGCGGGAUCAACAAGUUCCUGGUCAAGGCCCGGUUCCGCAUGGUCUCCCUGGGCACCAUCAUCCCUUCCCUGGAUGCGGGAGGCUGGUACGCUGCCCUCGACAUGAAGGACGUGUACUUUCAUAUUGCCAUCCACCCAACACAUCGGCGGUUCCUACGCUUCACCGUGGGCCAAGAACAUUACCAGUUUGCAGUUCUCCCGUUCGGUCUAGCUGCAGCCCCACAGGUGUUCACAAAGUACAUGGCGGUGCUGGCGGCCUUCUUACGGAGGCAGAGAAUCCAGGUGUACCUGUACCUUGAUGACUGGCUCCUGGUGGGUCGAUCCGAGGCGAAAAUGCGGGGUCAUGUGGAGGCGGCCCUGAGAUUGUUCCGCGAACUGGGGCUCCUGAUCAAAGUCCCCAAGUCCAUGCUCGUACCCACGCAGAGAGUAGAAUUCAUAGGGGCGGUUCUGGACACGGUGCAGGCCAGAGCAAGCCUUCCAAUAUCCCGAUUCCAGGCUAUCCAGCAAGCGGUCACCUCCCUGCGCCAGUCUCCAAUGACAAUGGCCAGGUGCUGCCUGCGGCUGCUGGGCCACAUGGUAGCAUGCAUGCACGUGGUCAGGCAUGCCAGACUGAGACUCAGGACUCUGCAGGCAUGGCUCGCUCGGGUGUACCACCCAGGCAGGGACCCCCUGGACUUGGUAGUGACAGCCCCAAGGGAUGUGCUGGACUCCCUGCGGUGGUGGCAGUCCUAGCCCAUGGUUUGCAAAGGCAUCCCCUUCGCCGCCCCACAGCCGGACCUGACGCUGGUGACAGACGCAUCAGACCACGGAUGGGGGGCUCACCUGGGGGACUUCAUGACGCAGGGGUUGUGGUCUGGAGCAGAGUGGUCG
Molecule: messenger RNA, 3861 nt
Organism: Dermochelys coriacea (leatherback sea turtle)
Lineage: Eukaryota; Metazoa; Chordata; Testudines; Dermochelyidae
Exons: 2
Coding region: 2512-3723 (403 amino acids)
Source: RefSeq, a predicted model, not a curated record